This is a messenger RNA of Prorocentrum cordatum, 1149 nucleotides long. The record is from the annotation of a GenBank genome assembly. Lineage: Eukaryota; Dinophyceae; Prorocentrales; Prorocentraceae.
AUGGCGGCCGCGCACGGGGAGUCGCCUGGGAGGGCCCGCAGGGCGCUGGUGGUCGGGGGCGGCGCGGCCGGGCUGGCGGCGGCGCGGGGCCUCUGGCCGUCCUUCAGCGGCGUGGCAUUCCCGGAGUACUUCGAGUUCACCCCGGGCGUGCUGCGGGCCUACGCCGACCCGGCGCGGUGGGAGGCGCUGACGUUCCUCUACCACGAGGUGCUGGAGCGGCACCUCGGCGUGCGCUGGAUCUGGGGCGAGGUCACGGCGAUCGACGGCGACGAGUGCUGCGCGCACGUGCUGGCCGCGUUCUCCCGGGAGUCCGAGACCAUCCCGCGAGGAGCAGACAGCGGCAGAGUCACAGAGAGGUGCUACAUCCACCAGGCGUGUCCGCUCGGCGAGUCGUACCGCGUGAUCGCUGCGUCUGCUGGUGGCAUGUCAACAAAUAGUCCAGCGGACCUCCGAAAGCUCAUGUCUCUGCCGUUUUCUCUUCCGCCGAUCCCCUACGACUUCUGCGUCCUCGCGGGCGGGUGCCACUCGAACGCGGCCGCGGGCGGAUCGCCGUGGUCCCCCGCCGUGCACGCCCGCGUGCGCGACGCUGAGCAGUCCGGCCUCGACGAGCGCUACCUCGAGGGCAGGCGGCGGCGCGUGGUGGAGGAGCACCAGCACCUGGCAAGCCUGCAGCAGAGGAGAGGCAGCGUGCUCAUCGUGGGGGCUGGCUACACCGGCGUCGAGUUCGCCUGCGAGCUACAGCACCACCUGCCCGGCCUCUGCAUCACGGUCGCCGACUCCAUGGAGCGGUGCCUGGAGCCGCUGCCGGAGCAGGCCGCCAGCUACUGCGAGGGCUACAUGCGAAGGGUCGGCAUCAGAACAGUUUACGGCCACGACCUCAGGUACGACCCGAAGGACAGGGCGUUCUGGACGAGGGUUGGCCUCCCAGAGGGCGCGGACAGGACGUACGUUCUGUCAGGCGUCAGGUCUUCGGCGUACUUCAUGCCCAAGGAGACGCUGAGCGACCGGGGGCCAGGCGGCGGGGGCUGGAUCCUCACGAACAGGAGCCUCCAGGUCGUGACGCGCAAGGGGGUCCGGUGGGGGCGCGGCGUCGUGUUCGCCGCCGGGGACUGCGCCGCCAGCUCGGCGGCUGCAACAGGAAGCGGGUAG